Microdochium trichocladiopsis is the source of this 9289-nucleotide messenger RNA. RefSeq names its product mitochondrial protein from FMP27-domain-containing protein. The record is from RefSeq and is a predicted model, not a curated record. The coding region runs from base 108 to 9053 and encodes 2981 amino acids. The transcript has 2 exons. Lineage: Eukaryota; Fungi; Ascomycota; Sordariomycetes; Xylariales; Microdochiaceae.
GGCCUGGUGACUCAACCAUCUUCGAGCACAUUUUCUACCCAUCUGCCGGUAUCUCUCGACGAUCAAGGGUCAUGGACGACACGCGCCGUCGAUAACGCGCCCCCAUCAUGGCGCUGCUUAAUCCAACAUUCAUUCUCGGCAUCGUCCUCCUGCUAUACCUCUCCUCAUUCGUCGUCUUCGCCAUCGUCCGCAUCCUUACGGGUAUCUCUAUCCAGCGCAUCGGCUACUUCUCACUACGACGUCUCGCCUACACGCCCAGAGAUGGUACAAAGGUCGACAUCAGGGGGCUCGGCCUCAACCUCCACCGGCCCACGUUCUCGCAGCCGACAUGGAUGAGCAUCGUGCUCAAGGAGCUCACGGUAACGGUCGACCCCAAAGAACUCGAGGCCACCAAGAGCCAGACACCGGCAAAGGAGCCCGACGACCCAGCAACACCGUCCGCCAAUCUCAGGACUCGCAAACAGUCCAUCGCAGGUCCACAGCGCAGUCAGAUUUGGAAGAAACUCGCGAGGUUGAAGGACAGGGUCAAGAGGUUGCACCGGAGUGUACGCUGGCUGCGCCUGGUCGAUGUGGUUGCGACAGACAGCACCAUCUCUGUCGUUGGCGUGGGCAAGGUGCAGGUCGGCAACUUUACCGUGGCGCUCGACACGCGCCACCGCUUGGUUGACAGGGCACGCUUCUUCUUCCAGGGUGCCGCGGACAAGAACCGCUCAACGACGUCAGCGGAAUGGAUCAUGACGCUGCGCAGCGUGCUCUUCACAGCAAACGGAGGCGAGUCUGUCGAAGUGCUGGAUGCUGCAACACUCAACGUCCAUGGCUUCCUCUACGAGCAGCUCGACGGCUUGCGCGAUGCCGCGAUCGCACUGAAGCUCGGCCGAGUUCACAUUCCUUAUGACGACGUGCUGCUCUGUGCCAGCCGCUAUCGCCGGAUCAAGGCUUCUGUCGCCAGCAGCUACACGGACGCUGAAUCGAUACCAGUGUUGAAGCUUGGGAGAGAUUCGCUCCUGCCUGAAGACAGUGACCAGGAUCUUUUGAUGGCCGUAUCGGAUUCCAGAGAAUUCAUCAGCUCUAUUCUACGUGGCAUCAAGGAGGUUCAGUUCGCUGUGAGUUUUGUCAGCCUCGGCAAGAGGGUGGAGACUAUCCGGGCAACGGGAAGUCCGUUGCUGCUGAAUGUGUCGAUGAAAGAGGUGGGGAUUGACUUGCAUCGCUUGGAUCCGAAAUCGCCAGCGCAUCGCAUGUACUUUUCAAGUAAUGAUAUUGCCCACGAAGCGCAAGCGGUCGCACUCUCGAUUUCAGUUGGCCUAGAUGAUGGCAGCGGCACUCCGGAAAAGAUCGUCUACGUACCUAUGGCUACCACGACUUUGAAGACGACAUUACCAUCCAAGACGAUGGAGCUCGCUGAGGAGGGCACCGUUGAGCAGCGCAACGCCAACAUCCUCUUUGCAAACUCCGUUGUGACUUCGCCGUCGGUGGAUCUACAGCCCAAGCAUCUCCCCAUUCUUCUGGCCAUGCUCAGGCCAAAGCCCAAAAGAGCAACAGGACAGACAGCAAGGAAACACGCUCUGAUAUCUCGUCUAUUGCCAAAGGCUAAUAUCAAGUUCACAAUGCACGAGCCUGUCAUCAGGAUUGCCUUGCCGCCAGUGACGAAGACGGACGACCCAGACGAUUAUGACCUCAUCAACUCGACAAUCUCGUCCAUCUCGCUUGAUCUCGAAUCUUUUCACCCCACGGCAGAUGAUCUCAACUACUCUCUCGUGUCUUCGAUGCGUGUGCAAACGCAUCGGCUGUACUAUCAAACAACGCAGGGUGAGCGCUAUGAUUUGGUGGAGACGGAAUCCUUCGACCUCAAAUUUCAAAUAUCGGCCAAUCCGGAACUGCACGUCGUUGGAAGUGGCCACCUGCAGACUUUUGCGAUUCGAAUGACACGAGAUGAGAUCGGCAAUGGCAUUCGCCAGAUCAUCCGACAGCUUCGUCUCAACGUGCAGCCAGAUAAGCGCCAUUCGUCAAUGUCGCAGCACCCUCGCAACAUCCUACGUGCCUUGCCAUCGUGGCUUCUUCACUUCACGCUACAAAUCGACGACUUCAGUGCCGAGGUUGCAGGCAUUGAUGAAGAUUUCCCGAGUCACACUCGGGGUGUUGCGAUCCAGGUCGAUUCUUGGUCAGCUGAGUACCGAGCCCAAAAGAUGGACGCCACCAAACACCGUCCUGGUUCGAGGAGGCGAGCCCCAAGUAGAGUCCUGCUGCCCGAUCCAGACCUCUUGGCCGCGGUAUCUGUGCCGCCUUCGCCACGGAAACAUCAAGCUCAGGGCGACGGCCGCAGAGUUGCGAUCCACGUCAGGGGUCUCGAAGGCUUCAUCAUCGAGGCUGAGGACAAGUUCGAGCUUGACCCUUUCAUUCGCCUACCACGGUUCGAGGUGGCUUUGUCCACCCUCAGCGAUGCGCAUAGCCCGAUCCUCCAUGUCCACUCGUACCUUCGGACCCUGCAUCUUCAAUAUUCGUUGUUCAGACACUAUUCCGUUGGCAUCGCAGUGCUUGAGCUGCGGAAGGCCUUCAUGAGGACAAAGCGAGCAGGCAAGAAUGAUAAGUCCCCUGAUUCUGCAACCCCAUCAUCCAGCAGCACGCUAGCCCCGCCCGAGGUCUCCGCGGAAUCUCCCGUGACCGGUGACAUGAAGAAGCCUUGGUCACAAGGUGUCAGAGAAUUGAUCGCGGUCGAUUUCAAGGCCGCAAUGGUCCAGAUCAAGGCGAACAUGCCAUCUGACCCACCCUUGAUGCUAAGAUUUCAUGAGAUCGAAGCAGGGCGUCACAGAUGGUCACCGCCAUUCUUCUAUGCCAAGCAUGUCCGACUGUUUGCUGAUGCACCGCGCAUGCCAGGCUCGUGGGCGAGAGUCGCGAGCAUCAGGACGAUUCGGUUCGAUUACAGAGAGUCGCGCAAGAAAAUGCACUCUGGGGCAGUGGUCGAUGACAAGAUGUUCGACAUCGUGACGGACGCAAUGCGCUUGUCUGUUCCGCACGAACUGAUCAUUAACAAGAUCUCCAACAAUGUCGUGAAUGUGAUGAAGUCUGUGCGGCAACUGCAUCAUCGCUUCAAGACAGGCACGAACGAGUACAUUCUGAAUAAGGGCCCAGAGGAAGCUAAAAAUGUACCAAAGGUCUCCUUGAGGGUGCGUAAGCUGCUCUUCGAGAUCGAGGACGGCGCCUUUGAAUUCAAGCUCGGCAUGAUUUAUCGUGCUGGCCGCAUAGAACAACGACAGCGACUAGCGCGGGAAGAGGCCCAUCGACUCAAGGUCCAGGCGAUUCACGAGGAGGAGCUCAGGAAAGAAUCCAGUCGCCUGCGCAACCGAUCAGUCAAGCCUCGGGGCCGGACCAUGGUCGCCAACGGCUCAGGACAGCGCAGUCAUAGUGCUGACGACACACUGCCUGCUCCUUUGAAGGCCAGGUCGCGAAGUGUGGGUUUCAAGUCCAAAGCACCUCGCUACGAUCCCGAUGGUGUUCAGACCAUGAGCGGCAUCAGUCGUGUCACGAUGCAGGAGGCUCGGACGAAACUGCACAUCAGAAAUGCCGAGAGCUGGAAGCAUCGUAUCCAACGACACUAUGCACUCGCCAGCAGUGGCAUGGAAGAAAUCCGCAGUCUUUUCCUUGGCAGCGAACCAAGCUCAGGCGAUCAAGAAGAGACAGAGAAGAUUCUGGACGUUCCACCUCGACCGGCCCUUGCCGGCGCCGUCAUCACUGAUCUCCACCUGAUGAUUGACAAACCCUCUUUCCCGGCCUCAAAACUGCCUGACUUUCUUUAUGAUGUUGGCAAGGGUAUGCCCAAGGACAUGGAGUACUCCCUCCUCGUGCCAAUGCACAUCAACCUCACGUUGAGCGAGGCCAGGCUCAGCCUUCGUGACUACCCCUUGCCUCUGAUACACGUGCCAGCACUCAAGAAUGGACAAUCUUCGAAGUUACCUGCCUUGUCGCUCAGCACUGACUUCGUCAUUGCGGAAGAGUAUCGGACAGACGUCCUGGCUCGAUCUGUCACGGUCCAGAUUACACCACCGAUGCAAAAACCCAAUGGCGACUGGAGCGAGGGAUUUGCUAUCGAUGUUCGUAGGACAAUCGGACCUGUCAAGUCGUUCUCAGAUAUGCGGAUUGACAUCAACACGGCAAACCCCACCAGGAUCACAUGGGGUCCUUCCUACCAGCCAGCCAUCCAGGACAUGAUGAUGGCUAUUGAAUCCUUCACAAAGCCACAGUUCGAUCCAUCGGAACGUGUUGGCUUCUGGGAUAAGAUCAGGCUGAACUUCCAUUCUCGUGUGCGAGUCGCCUGGAAGGAGCAUGGCGAUGUGCACUUCGCCCUGAAGGGAUCCAGGGAUCCCUAUUUCAUCACUGGCAAUGGAGCAGGUUUCCUGAUGUGCUGGCGGAAAGAUGUCAGGUGGAAUAUCAACACCGAAAAUGACGCGAAGAAGUUCAUGCUGGUCGAUGGUGGGGAGUACGUGCUCGCUAUUCCUGACUACAGCCAACAGGUCAGAGAAGCCGAACGGCGCAAUGAUGACAACGAGAGUGUUGUGAACGAUACCCACCAUCGGACGGGGGCCGCAUUCAAAAAGGUGGUCAUGAAGCUCUCGGGCAACGUGCAAUGGAUGGCUGGCCUUGUCUUCGAACGCGCCAUCGACCCCGAUGUACACGGCAACAAGCACCGAGGCGCGACUAGUUUCGUGUUUAAACCCCACUACGACGUUAUACUCAAGUCGCCGCAGCAGGUUCGUGCUGAGCAGGUGAAGGCUGGCGACGGCAAUUUCCAGCCUCAUGACGCCUAUCGUGGCUUCCGGAGCCAGCAUAUACACUUGUCUGUGGCAAUCAAGGCACCAUCAGACCGCGACUGGACAUCGGCUGAUGCUCAGUUGAUGUCCAAGAGCUACAACUCGAUCCAUCUGACGCCCAGAUUCUUCACGCACUUCUUUGCCUGGUGGUCACUCUUUGGCGGCCCAAUGUCGCUCCCUAUCCGGCAAGGGUCUCUGUGGCCUGACCGGGAUCAGAAGAGCAAAAAGUUUGGAAGACACCUGGCGACAAUCAAAUACAACAUCCUUCUUGCACCUCUCUUCCUGAGCCAUAUUUACAAGCACAAGGAUGCCGAGGAUUAUGCCGACAACUCCGUUUCUGCCACUGGCAUUAAAGUUCGCUUUGACAGCUUCAUGCUGGAUAUCCACCAGCGCCGAGAAGAAUUCAACACACGAGACAAUGGACGCAAGACGAAGGCCCGCACUACAGGCAUGAAGAUCCACGCUGCGCAGCUGGAUCUUGUGUCAACUGACGUGCGUGCUGUCUCGUCCGUGCUCAAGGGUACCUCCGCCGAAGCAUUGAAGACUACUCAGCCGUCUGCACUAGUCCUACAAGGAAACGAAGACAUUGUUGACCUGUCGAACUUCACCAUUCCUGAUAACGACUUCAGCUGGAUUGAUAUGGACGACUUUGUUGAGUUGGACUGGAUCUUGCCUACAGAGGUCAACCCCAAGACUCAGAUUUUACCUCUAGCAUUUGCGCCUCGUGUUACUUAUUUCCGUCAAACAGACAUUGGCGGCAUCAUUGAUGGCGACCCCGGGCGUACUAGUCCUUUUGGCAAUGAGCCGACGCACUUUUGUAUCAUGAGCCAGGACGACGACCCGCGCAGAGUACAGGCUGAUCUCAUUCGGGCACGGCUUGCUGAAAUUGACGAGCAAAUGCAAAACAACGUCCGGCAGGUCGGCGAAGCGGAAUUGCGCAUGAUCCGAGACGACGGGAACACACCCAGCUUCAGGACAGAUUAUGAAAACCUCACCAGGUUCUCGCAUCUGCUUCGUGAUAAACAGGCAUUCAUGAAGAAUAUGCUCAAGAAGAUGCAGCGCCCUGUUUCAGCCGCGCAGACAGAGGCGGAUGAGUCCGCGGAAGAUUCUGGAUCCAGCCCAAGCAAGAAGUCCGACCACUGGAUUGAUACAGGCGAUGGCCCGAUGCCGGUUCCCUCAGGAGCGGAGUUCGCCAGCGACUUCAAGAACAGAUUCGUUGUUCACAACAUGCAGCUGAAGUGGAACAACCUUCUUCGCAACAUCAUCCUGCGUUACAGCCACCAAGUCAGCCAGCGUCGUGGCUUCGUCUACUACAUGUCCCGGCCCGCUGUCAAAUUCAUCCUGGAUAUCGUUGAGGACCAGGCCAAGGCGAAGCAGAAUGCGAAGUCCAAGACAGGAACAGAUCCGAGCAAUGCCAGCACGCUGCAGCCAGAGGCCUCGCAGGAAGACAUCGAAGCCAUGAUGCGGCAGGUCCUGCAAGAUGGGCGCAAGUUUGUCGAAGCUGGCUGUGGCAAUAUUGACGAGGAUGACUCUGGCAUGACAGAUCUUGUUGGUGGCCUUGCCGACGAAUUUGCACCUCAGAGCAGCUACCACGUCCGCUUGAUCGCACCACAGAUUCAGCUCCAGAGUGACAAAAACAAGAAGCACGCCGUUCUCAUCACCGGAAAAGGAAUGGAGCUGAAGAUCGUCGAAGUCAUGGAGAAGGCGAGACUAUCUGACAACGUCAGUGGUCUCGUUCAACGUCGCUUCCUCCUGACUAUGGACUCUGCGCAAUUCUUUGUGACCCACCAGAAGUGGUUCACAGAGCCAUUGCUCGGCAUGUACUCGGCCAACAGGUAUGGGACUGCUUCUGGAGCUUCAUGGCCGCCCUGGGUUCCGAUGGAAGUCAUGUAUGACUUCAAGGCAGAUCCUUUCGGCUUCAAGAGAGUUGUGCAGAAGACGUCCGCUCUUCUGAGAUAUGACAAGUACAACAAUCUCCGCCUCAAGUACACUGACGAAGUCAACACGGAGGGCACGAUCGCAUCUACUUUGGAAAACAUGGAGUCUCGCAUGGACAACCUGUCUGUUGUGUUUCCCCAGAUCCGUGCGCUCUGUAAUUCCUCGCAAUAUUUUGCGCUGUACAUCAUGGUGCUCGACCUGCUCAUGUACAGCGAACCACUAGAAAAGUCAAGGUCGGAACGGUUGGAGAAGAUCAUGCUUGCGUCCGACUUUACCGAUCUUCGUGGUACGCCUGAGAUGGUUAUCAAAAUGCAGGAACGGAUCCGAACCCUCGAAGAAAUCAAGUCAAGGUUCCAGGUCCACUCCAGGCAUCUUGAUGAGAGGGGUUGGGAGGACCGCUUGAACCUGGAGCGCGACUUGGCUGCCUGCGAGGACGAACUCUUCUUCAUGAUGAAGGCCAUCACACGAUCACAGCGGAAGUACGAUCAGUCUGAGGAUGACACUGCGCUGCUGAGAUGGUCGCUCCGCGCGCGAGAGAUUGUCUGGCAGCUCAUUCGCGACACAAACCAGCCGCUUGUCGAGAUGCAGCUGCGAGAUACUCAUUAUGACCGGACGGACUAUGCCGAUGCUUCACACAAAAACUUGUUGCAGGUUGGACGAGUCCUUGGAUUUAAUCUACUGCCAGAGGCGAUCUACCCGGAGAUGGUUGCGCCGUUCUUUGAGAACGAAGCGGCUGCGGGCAACCUGCAGAAGCGCAAGAUGAUAAGCGUGUACUGGCAGAUGCUUGAAUCUGUGGCAGGCAUUCCCGUCAUGGACCAGUUCGAGGUUGACUUGUUCCCUAUGAAGAUCCAGAUGGAGCGUGAUCUUGGCGUCCAGCUUUUUGAGUACAUUUUCCCCGAUGAGAGCCGUUCCACACCUGACACGACCGACCAGGACGGCACGCAGAACUGGUCGGGGGAUGACAAUACGGGUGAAGGUGAUACAGCGUCUCUUUCAGGGUCGACAAGACUCAAUACAGCAUCUUCGGAGAUGGAGCCAGCAUUUGCCACCCGAGCUGGGUCAUUGGAGCUGCGCCUAAGGCCAACCUUGAAUUCAGAGACCCCAGAGAGCACACCGAACAGACCAAAGGCAAUGCGGCUGCAGACUAGCGACGGACAUCACUUCCGCCUUUUCGGCUCGAAAACGGCGAGCAAGAAACCCUCCCACGAGUCUCUGCGUGCUGCUAGCGUGGUACGAGGCGGUAUCCGAAGGUCGCCUACUGGCAGCACUACCGCAACUACUGCCAAUAACGACAGCAAAAAGUCUGCGUCGCGCUUCGUGCGCCUCGGCAAACCAGAGGCACCUGAAGACCAGGGGCCGACGGACGAUCUGACAACAAUGAUGCGGCGUGCCAACACUUAUGUGGUUUUCGCUGGCAUAAGACUUGCUUCCGUUGUGCUCUGCCUAAGCUACAAAGGCAAGGGCGAGCGCAAUAUUGAGGACGUGCACGAUCUGGUUUUCCGGUUGCCAAUGAUUGAGUAUCACAACAAGACAAUGUCCACCUUUGAGCUAGCAAUGGCAAUGAAGGGACACGUCGCCAAAGCCCUCGUGUCGCACGCGGGUGCAAUCAUUGGCAACAAGUUCAGCAAGCACCGGCCGAACACGGCGCAGCAGAACAAGCUUCGCGAAUUAGCUACCAGCAGCGUCUUGCUCUCCACGCCAGCCAUGUCGGGCAGUAACUACAACAGUGACGACUCAUCAAGCCUCUUUGGUGGGUCUCAGGUUGACUACUCCAGAUCCCCCCCGCGCAGCAUUGCUGGCUCGCAGAGCAGUAUCCAGGUGCCACAACGAUCCAACAGCCGCAGCUCGAGCCUUGCAUCCUCGCAGUCGCGAAAUCGUGGGAAGCACGGUGCAGGCAAUGAUGCCACAAUUCGGGGUUUGGCCCCUUCAUGGCUGACCAUGACCCCACCGAGUCCAUCGGGUCGGACUGCUGGGUCCACUCCCUCCGCGCCAGAUCUAGACAGGCAACGCCCCAAGACGAGCAGCGGUGAUCUUCGGGCGAGGCCUACAACGCCAGACACAAAACGCGCACCACGUGGUGUGGCCUUUGAAGACGAGAUAGGCAAGCAUAGGCGCAAGUCUGCUGGAGGCGGUUUCCUCAGAGGAAAGAUCAACGCCUUGACAAGCCGUCUGAAGGAUCGCGAAGGCAGCACCAUCAGCAGCGACAGCGGAAGCAACACCAAGGUCUCGUCUCACGAUACCGAGGAAAGCGUGGAAGAAGAGGCGGACCAAAUGAGGUUCCAGACCGCGGCACAGCGUGUCAAGACGGGCUGACCGUUCGACAUAACCCUUAGAAGAAUGCAAGGUGUGGCUCAUCAGAGAGGGGCAUUCGCCUGCAAUACAUAAUCACCUCACACAACGCCAGAAGCCACUUCAAACAACAAUCUAGCCCCUCAGUGGGCGUCAUCAACACUAGUCGGUCCCCUCAUCAGCAUUUUCUUCUUUCGAUCUUCUUCUUCUUCAACAGUAAUCAGCAUAUAUUGCCCAGCGGGUUGAUUUCGGAUGGAUGG